Tuber melanosporum (Perigord truffle) is the source of this 1495-nucleotide messenger RNA. RefSeq lists its product as uncharacterized. Lineage: Eukaryota; Fungi; Ascomycota; Pezizomycetes; Pezizales; Tuberaceae. Gene Ontology annotation, biological process: protein ubiquitination; negative regulation of gene expression via chromosomal CpG island methylation. The transcript is spliced from 4 exons. The coding region runs from base 1 to 1401 and encodes 466 amino acids. Gene Ontology annotation, molecular function: ubiquitin protein ligase activity. The record is from RefSeq and is a predicted model, not a curated record.
AUGUCUGAAUUGACAGAAUUUGACAAGCAGCGUGCCGCAAAUAUCGCCAGGAACCAGGCGAUCCUCGCGAGCCUCGGUCUCGAAGUUAAUGCAGCUCCGAAGCCCCCGAAUAAGAGGGUCAAGGUCAAAAGGGAGGGGCCGAUCGAAGGCGUGCGAAAGUCCGCGCGUGUCGCCAGUGCCCCGAAGCGCAAAUACCGUGAAAGCAACGACAGAUCUGAGAAAGAGAACGACAGCGAUGACGGGUUUACCGACGAGAGUGAGAGUGACGCGGACUUCUACUCUGACGAUAGUCAGCCGCCUAGCCAAUUGGGUAAACGUAGGCGCGGGGGGUAUGCUCCUGGUCAUGAUGGCCCAGUGCUUCCGGGUGACGGGGAGGGAUUGCGUAGGAGGGUGGUGAAUGGGAGGAACGUUCAACAUAUCGAUCCUGAGAAGCGGGCUGUGCGGCCGGAUCCGAAGGUCUUUGGACCCAUUCGUGGGAUCAAGGUUGGGCAUUGGUGGCCAAGUAGAUUGGCUUGUAGUGCCGAUGCUGUUCAUCCCCCUACUGUCGGUGGUAUUUACGGCGGUACUACGACUGGAGCGUACUCCGUCGCCGUUUCUGGCGGAUACGAAGACGAUGUGGACGAGGGAUUUCGCUUCACGUUCACUGGCUCUGGAGGCCGUGAUCUCAAGGGCACCGCGAGUAAUCCCAAGAACCUUCGCACUGCCCCUCAAUCCUCUGAUCAGACUCUCACCGGCUUCAACCUAGCACUAAAGGUUUCCUGCGAUACGGGAAACCCGGUCAGGGUUAUUCGCGGGUUUAAAGCCACCCUGGGACCAGAAGAGGGUUACCGUUACGAUGGACUCUACAAGGUUCUGAAAGCCUGGCAGGAGACUGGCCUGUCCGGAUUCAAGGUGUGGAAAUACGCCUUCAAGAGAAUCGAUGGACAGGCUCCCUUGGAUACCAGCAUUGGAAAACCCGAUGACUUUGGUGACGAGGACGACUACAACAUCAAGGACGAAACCGAGGAAAAUCCUGGCCAAGAACCCCCUGAGCCCGGCACCGGAAAAGCGGAAUGGCUUGAGGAAGAAGCAGAAGACCGACCCAAGCGGACUCGCAGAUCCACUCGCAAAUCCUACCGAGAAAUUGGCGGCGAAGCCACCUCCACCUCCACCCCUAGUGGCCCGACCACACCUGCGUCCAAACUCUCCGACAACGCCGAAACAUCAGUUACUUCUGAUGAUUCCUAUACUAAGAUGGAACCUGUCGUCCUCAUCAGUAGGAAGACCGGCGCUAGGGCUAGCUCGAAGAAUAAGUAUCAGCCUUUGGUGAGCGAGUAUUUCUCGCCUAAGGGUGAUGAUAGCGGUGUUACCUCGGUGAGUAGGAGGAGCUCUAGAAGGGUUAGCAAGAAGGGGGAGAUGUGAGUUGGAGGGGUCCGUGAGGGGUGGAAGUGGGGUUGUAAUGCAAUGUAAAAUAAAAUAGUGUAGUUUAUUUCUUUUUUCUCUUUCCUCUUUCCUU